Phanerochaete carnosa HHB-10118-sp is the source of this 1000-nucleotide messenger RNA. RefSeq lists its product as uncharacterized. Lineage: Eukaryota; Fungi; Basidiomycota; Agaricomycetes; Polyporales; Phanerochaetaceae. The transcript has 3 exons. Bases 1 to 894 code for a protein of 297 amino acids. The record is from RefSeq and is a predicted model, not a curated record.
AUGGACGCAGUGCUACCAGAGGAAACUCUCUGUGAAAUCUUGUCAUACAGCAUACUAGUCUCUCAUGCGGAGUUUUUCCGAUUUCGCAAACACUACCGAUGCCUCGUCCCUCGAUCAAAAUCCCGCUGCGGCGACCUUCUUCUCGUCUCCAAACGCUGGUUCCGCAUCGGCACCCCGCUGCUCUACGAAUGCGUCAAGCUCUCGAAGCCAGAGCAUACCACCGCUGUUGCCAACAUUUUACGUGCGCAUCCACACGUUGGCUCGGCUGUGCGGUGCCUCAGGCUCGAAGGCGGGCUCGGGAAGGACCUCAUGCACAUCGCCAAGCUUACCCCGAAGCUGCAUAGCAUAUACCUCAGUCUUAGGGUCAAAUCCGUUGACAGUAUCACAGGACUGAAAAGGGCAUUCCCUCUGCUUAAUCCGGUGAACCUGUAUAUCGAGCACGAGGGCUACAAGGAGAACAAGAAGAUAGCCGAAGCCAGAAGACUCCUGUAUACGCACGUCACAAAUGUGUGGACAUCUUUGCGAUCCUUGACAUUAUCCGACUGGCUCUGCCUCAGCAUGGGUCAUCAACUGGCUAAUGCGCUUGCCGAGUCGUCCAUCGAGGAAUUCUGCUGCCUGAUCUUCGAUGCAGAUAGCUGGAUCACUGGAGGCUCAAUGAAGAGAAUCUUUGAGAAUUCGCAGUUGCAGCGUGUCGUAUGCCGGGGGCCCUUGUCAUGUGAAUCGAUAAUACGGUGGAGUCUCCGGAUGAAUAACUUUCCUGCCGCGAAUAUCCAGAAGUUCACCUUUGUCUCCGAGACGACGGACGGCAUAGCUAACCUGUUGCUGCCAGCCUCGGACGACGAGUCAGACGAUGAAGAAGGGUUCACCUUGCAAUCCGACAGUUCAGCAGUGUGAUAUGACCUGCACGGACCAAUUUCUUGCCACAUACUACAGUCCAAUACGUCAUUGCACAGCGCACGAUCCGUUAUACAGCUUUACGCUUGUUUUAUCUUACUAUUUU